AUGAUUAUACAUAUAAAAAUAUUUACUCUGUUAAUUGUCUUCUUUCAAAAUGUUAUGGCAAAUUGGAGACUAGUUGAUUACAGUUUUUCAGAAAAACAAAUUUCUCAUAAUAAUUGGGAAAUGAAAAAGUGUUGUUCUAGUAGCUCUUCAAAUAUAAUUUUUGACAAAAAUAGUUGCUCUUCAAAUUAAUUAGAAUAUGUGAGAUUGUCAAAGUUUAAAAGAUAUUUGUAGAAAUCUUUUGCAUAUAAAAGCUUUUAAGUAUAAAUAAUUUUUGAUGCUUUCUUUGAUGGUGCAAUAAGUGAGAAUUCCGAGAUAAAAGUUACUUAUGGUAGUAAUAGAAGUUCAGAUAAUGAUAGGCAACUGUUUCUAUUCGAUUAUGAUCAAAAUGACUUAAACUAAAAUAGUCGUCUAAUUUGUCAUUCUAGCAUAGAAAGAUUUAAAUUAGAAACAAUUGUAAGUAAUUAUGUAGAUUCAAACUCGAAUAACUUUUCAAUCAAAAUUUGUUUUGAUCCGUAUGAUCAUAGAUAUGAUGAUGAGUGUGAUAAUGAUCAUACAUUUAGUGAUAAUUAUUGUGAUGAUGAUUAUAUAUAAAUUGGAAUAAGAAAUGUGUUAGUUUAUGUUAAUACUUGUCAUCCAACUUGUUUAACAUGUGACGGUCCUACUGAAUCAGAUUGCUUGACAUGUUUUGAUAAUAAAGCAGUAUAAGUUGGAGAGUGUGAAUGUAUUCCAGAAUAAUAAUUUUCUGAAACUUAUAUAGGUUGUAUAUAAGAAUGUAGUAGAGAUUAUUCAAUAGCUCGUUUUGAUAAAAUUUGUGUAAAAGAUACUCGAAUAAAAUCAAAGUUUACUUUAUUUUAAGAUAAUGUUAUUCCCUAAUCAGAUUAUAGAUAUUCUCCUUUAAUCUUUGAAAAAGAUGAAUUUUAUCCAAAAAACAAAGAUUUAAUUUAAGAUAAUUGUAAUGGACUCAGUUUUGUAGGAAAAUUGUAAUUUAGUGAAGGAAUGAUAUAUUAAAUGAAUCUUGAGAAUGCUGUAAAGUUUCUUAGAAUUCGUAUAACAUUUUAUUUGUUUAAUUUUGAAGAAACAAGCAGCAUUCAAAUUAUUCACAACAAUUAAUUACAAUCUAGAAUAAUAAAAGAUUCAUCUGGUUUCUAAGUAGAAAAUUUAUUUAAAAUAUUUGAAAAGAAUUAAAAUUGUGGUAGUAAUUAUACUGUGUUGAGAAUAGAGAUAACUUUUUAACUAUUUAAUACUAAUCCAACUCUUUUUAUUUAAGGAUAACUUCAAUAAGAAAGUGAAUCUUGGGGAUUUAGAAAUAUAACUGUUGAUACAGGAUUUUGUUAAGAAAAUUGUUUAGUAUGUUCUGAUUUCUCUACCUGUGAAUAGUGUGAUUCAACAAAUAAAUUAUAUAAAAAUAAAUGUAUUCAAUCUUGUCCUAUACAUUCGUCAAAUUGUAUUGACUAUGAGGAUAUCAUUCCAUGUAAAUUAUUAUUGGUUUAUUUUUAGAUUCUAGAUACUUUGCAAGAGGAUUUUAUGAUUUAAAUAUGACUAUAGAUGAAAUAGAUGAAUUUUAUGAUUCUACAACAGAUCCAUCUCAUAGUUUAUCAACCAGAUAAAAAUUUUCAUUUUUAAAUAAUAAAAUAGUUAUGGGUGGUUUAUUAGUUUGGAAUGAUGGUUCAUAUAUUAAAACAUGGGUUAUUCAAAAACCUCAUUAUGCAGCAACUAUAUAUUUUAAUUUAACUUAUGGAGAUGGUUACACAGGAUCAUUUUAUUAUAAGAUAGGUGCUUCUUAAAGCAUAGGAUGGUAAGGACCUUUUUAUAAUCCUGGGGGAGGAACAAAUUUAGUGGGUCGAACUGGUCUUGAAAGUACUCGUUAUUUUAAUGUAAGUUUAACAAACUUUUAUACUAACAAUCUUUAUGUUGAAUUUAAAUGUGAUGUUAUUACUGCAAAUAUAACAAAGGAAUUCUGUGCAAUAUCUGAAUACUUCAUUGUUAUUCAUUAUGUAUAAUAUGUAUUAUUAUAAUUUAGUGUCCUCCUCUUUGCUCUAGUUGUACAAGUUUAACUUCAUGUUCAGAUCCAGGAUAUACUGGUCCUAAUUGUGGGAGUAGUUAAUAUUUAGAUUUUGAUUAAUAAACUGAAACUUAUAGUUGCAAAAAUUGUAAUUAACCUGGAUGCAAUACAUGUACAAGAGCAGAAUAAUGCACUUAAUGUGUUAAUAAUUAAUUUAAUUUGAGUAAUGGAGUUUGUUUGUGCAAUCCAUUUACAUUUUUAUAAGGAAAUACUUGUGUUUAAUGUAAUAAAUUUUGUGAAAAUUGUUAUGGUGACUCUUAAUAUAAUUGUCUUACUUGUGUAAAAGAUCAUCAUAGAAGUAUUCAAAAAAAUUAAUGCAUAUGUUUAAUUGGGUAUUAUGAUGACGGAAAUACUUUACCAUGUUUUCCUAUUUGUGGAGAUUAAAUAAUAGUAGGUGAAGAAGAAUGUGAUGAUGGUAAUAACAAAGAUGAUGAUGGCUGUGUUGAUUGUCAAAUAAAAUGUUAAGUCUAAUGUACAUUAUGUGAAAAAGAUAUAUGCAAAGAAUGUAAUGUUGAAGGUUGGUAACUAAAUAAUUAAAAAUGCAUACCAAUAUGUGGAGAUUAAUUAAUUUUGGGCCUGGAGGAAUGUGAUGAUGGAAAUUUGAUUCCGUAUGAUGGAUGCUAUGAGUGUAAAUUUUCAUGUCCAGAAUAAUGUGCUUAGUGUGAAUAUGGAAUUUGUAAAGCUUGCAUUAAACCAGGAUGGGUCCUUAAUGAAUAUAACAUUUGCACUACUUAAUGCGGAGAUGGUAUUGUUGUUGAUCCCUAUGAGUAAUGUGAUGAUGGUAAUGAUUAUCCCUAUGAUGGUUGUUAUUGGUGUGAAUUUUAAUGCUCAGAAGGCUGUAUUGAAUGUUAGCAAUAAUAAUGCAAACAAUGUGAUUAUUUAUACAAAUUGGAUACUCAAACAGCUAAAUGUUUAAAGGAAUAUUAAUAUGAUAAUGAUGAUAACAAUUUAGAUAUUGAGAUAUCAAAAUUAUAAUUGAUUGAGUAGAUAAAUUUUAGAUGUGGAGAAAAUCAAAAUUUAAUUGAUAAUUUAUGUGUAAGUUAAUGUGGAAAUGGAAUAUUAGUCAAUCAAUAUGAAGAAUGCGAUGAUGGUAAUAAUUAUGGAGGAGAUGGAUGCUCUGCUUAUUGUCAAAUUGAGGAUUCAUAUUAAUGUAUAAAUUAGGAUGGUUCAUUAAGUUUAUGUACAUAUAUUAUAGCUCCUGAAUUUAAUUUGAAUAUUCUAUCUGAUAAUUCUUAAUAAAUAAAAACCGUAGAGUUAACUUUCACUUAAUAAGUUAAAUUAGAGGAAUCUUUAAAUUUUGAUGAAAUUAUAGUAUUUUCUAUCUUUCCAUAAACUCGAUAUCAAUUAACAAUCAGUUGUAUAUAAAAUUUAACAAUUACCCUAAACGAUCCAAAAUAUGAGAUAUAAAUUGAAUUUAUUGAACAUGUAGAAAACCCUAUUUUACAAGUUGACAUAUAGAAAAAUACUAUAUUCAAUACAUAUGAUUUACGCUUAUUGAAAAAUAAUAAAACUAUUAUUCUUGGCACUCCAUUUGUCCUCUCAUAAACAACUAAAUAAUAAUUAAUAUCUAUAGUAUAAUUAAAUGAUGUUAUGAUGUAUUCAAUGGCUGCAGUAUCAAGUUUGGCUUUUUUAACUGGAAAUGCAAUUAUGUUUUUUAAUUUAUUAGAUUUAUUAUAAUCAUUAUCUUAUGUGAGAUAUAUGUAAUGUUAAUUUCCACCACAUUUGAAUGAUUUCUUAAAUACUUACACUAAAGUCUCAUUGCAACCUAUUUUUGAUUAUUUAGAGGUUGAUUAAUUAAUUGGAAUAAGUAGAUCAAAUCACACAAUCAAUAAAUAACAUAAAGACCCAAAAUAUAUUUUACAAUAACCUUAUUUGUUCAAUAUUAAAAGUUGCUAUUUUUCUGUAUUUGCAUCCAUUAUAACUUACAUAAUAUAUCACUUAAUAUCAUCUAAAAGCUUAUAACAAUUAGUUUUCAAAAGCUACUUAAAAUAUAGGUAUAAUUAUAAAAUUGUUAAAUUUAUAAAUAUAUUUUACUCAAAGGUACAGAAAAAGUGUUUAAAAUAAUAGAUAGAAUAUUUCUCUCUUGGAAUAUUUAAGGUCUAUUUAGCUAUACUUCAUUAAUUUAUGUUCAGUGCACUUUUAGCAUUUCCUUAUUACAAAUUUGACUCUCUUUUUUCAAUAUUCAAUAGUAUUAAUGCUAUUUUUGGAUUGAUAUUUAUUGUAAUAUCUACUUUAAAUUUACUUUCAAUUACAUCAGCUACAAUAAAAAAUAAAACAAAAUGGAAGUAUUUUUUUUAAGAAGCAAAAACUUAAUUUUGGGCUAUUUAAAUUAAAUCUUUUUCAAUUUAUAGAAUCUUGUUUUAUAUAUUAAUUAUUGUAAAAUUAAUAGACUAUCCAGAAGCCUAGUCAGUCUUGCUUUCUAUUCAAUCAUUAUUAUACUUAGUUUACUUGAUUAAAUUUAAACCUUUAGAAUCUUAUUUUGAACUCGUCAAGUUAAUAUGUAGAGAAUUUUUAUUGAUGAACAUUUCAGGAACAUUCCUUGUAUAUAGUUUUGAAUUUAGUUAAGAAAAUUUUAUCCUAUUUGGAUGGAUUCAUAUAAGCAUGUUUUGUACUAUUUUGGCUUCUAAUUUGUUUAUAGACUUAUUUUCAUAAAUCAAAAUAACUUAUGAUCUUUAUUUAUAAAAGAAAAUUAAAGAAAAAAUCGAAUAGGAAAGAAAAUAUUAUUUUAAUCAUUUGUAAGGAUUUUAAAUAAAUAAAAAUGAUUAUUAAUAAAGAAAAUGA
Molecule: messenger RNA, 4843 nt
Organism: Paramecium pentaurelia
Lineage: Eukaryota; Ciliophora; Oligohymenophorea; Peniculida; Parameciidae
Source: the annotation of a GenBank genome assembly